Brassica napus (rape) is the source of this 3551-nucleotide messenger RNA. RefSeq names its product RNA-binding protein 25-like. Gene Ontology annotation, molecular function: RNA binding. The transcript is spliced from 7 exons. Gene Ontology annotation, biological process: mRNA processing. The record is from RefSeq and is a predicted model, not a curated record. Bases 231 to 2876 code for a protein of 881 amino acids. Lineage: Eukaryota; Viridiplantae; Streptophyta; Magnoliopsida; Brassicales; Brassicaceae.
AAAAAAAAACAUUCGUUAAUUUAACAAUGAAAAUUUAAUACUUUGGUAAAAGUCCUACUAAUAAAUCUGAGUUUUACAAAGAAAAGCCUACAGUAUAAAAACACGUGUAACAGCAAACAAACAAACAAAGGGCACAGCCCAAACAAGUUGACAAGAGUUUAAGAUUGGAGAAAUCGAAUUUUAGGGCAAAACUCCAGAUACGGUGAAGUCAUUACGCAACUAAGACUCCCAUGGCCGACAAUUCUUCUUCUCCGGCGACGGUAGAUCCCAAUUCGCACAGACCAGAGCCAUCUACUCCGAUUCCCAAUCCAAAUCCACCAACGCCACCGCCUCAACAACACCCACAGCCACUCGACCCAACCAAACCACAGAUCUUUCAACCAGGUCCGCCGUAUGCUCCGCCUCAGAUUCCUGGUUCGCUUGUCCCCAAUCUUCCGCCGCCACCACAAUUCCGUCCCGGGAUGCAGUUCCCUCAGGUUCCCAACUUUCAAAACCCUAUUCCUCCUCCAGGAUCCAUGCCUUAUCAAUCCCAGCCUCCUCCCAAUGGUAUGAGACCUUUCACGCCUAUGCCUAAUGGCUAUCCCGCUGUUCCUCCUCCCGGGGUUCUCCGGUAUCCUUCUCCGUAUCCAACAAUGGUUCGUCCGGGUUUUAUUAUGCGCCCUCCUGGUACAGUCGGCGCUGUACCACUUGUACAACGUCCACCUAUCCCAGGAAUGCCUGGUCUCCGUCCCGUUAUGCCUCCUAUGAUUAGACCAGUUCUUGCGCCUUUCGCACCACCUGCAGAGAAACCCCAGACCACUAUUUACAUUGGCAAGAUAGCAACCGUGGAAAAUGACUUUAUGAUGUCUAUUCUCGAGUUUUGUGGUCAUGUCAAAGGCUGUUUACGUGCGGAAGAUCCGACCACCAAGAAACCUAAAGGUUUUGGAUUCUAUGAAUUUGAAUCAGCUGAAGGGAGUCUUCGUGCAAUACGCCUACUUACCAAACUAACUAUAGAUGGACAAGAGCUUUUGGUGAAUGUUAAUCAAGCAACAAAGGAGUAUUUGCUAAAAUAUGUUGAGAAGAAAAUUGAGAAUGCAAAGAAAGCCAAGGAAAGUCAAGGUGAAGGUCCUGAGAGUGAGCGAGAAAAAUCUGUAAUAUCUGCUGCGCCCACCGUUGGGGAGACGGGAAAGGAUGGAGAGCCAAAGAGUAAAGAAAACAUUGAUAUUGCUAAUUCUGCACUUCUAACUGAUGAAGAAAGAGAAGCUGACAAUGAGGCUAAGGAGAAAAUUGACAAUGCUAUUGAAGAAAGGUCAAAGACCAACCCUUUGCCUCCACCACCCCCACCCCCACCUGCUGAUGUUUCAGGCAUAGAGCUUGCUUUCAAAUCUAAGGAUGGAGACUCCAACACUAACGUAUCUCGGACUGAUUCCACUGCAAAUGAUGUUGAGACUCCUGGAGAACACAGUAGGCCUGACACAAGUUCACCUGAUUGGAGUAAGAGAAAUGACCGUAGAAGCAGAGAUAGAGGUGAAAAGGAGCAAGAAAUGGAUAGAUAUGAGAGGGAGGCUGAACGAGAACGAUUGAGGAAAGAGAGAGAGCACAGGAGGAAGCUUGAGGAUGCGGAGCGCGCUUACCAGACUCGUCUUCGACAGUGGGAACGCAAAGAAAGAGAAAAGGAGAAGGAACGACAGUACGAGAAGGAGAAGGAGAAAGACAAAGAGCGUAAGAGGAAAAAGGAAAUCCGCUAUGAGGAAGAGGAGGAUGAAGACGAUGAUGAUUCAAGAAGAAGAUGGCAUAGAAGUGCAGAAGAGAGAAGAAGACGGCGGCAAAGAGAGAAGGAGGAUGACUUGGCUGAUAGACUGAAAGAAGAGGAAGAGGUUGCUGAGGCGAAGAGGAUUGCUGAGGAGCAAAAGUUGCAGCAACAGCAGUUAGAUGCCUUAAGGCUCCUAUCUGGACAUGCAGUUAUUGGAAGUGAACCGAAUCAGACAUCAACCAUUGAAAACGAUAAUAAGGCAACUCUCCAAACUGUAGGUGAAUCUUUCAGUGAGCACCAUGCAUCAGAUAUGGAACAAAAUGGUUCUGGUAAUGAAAUGUCCAUGGCUGUUGAUAAUAACAGUGGGUCUGAGGCACAUGCUCCCUCCAAGAAAUUGGGAUUCGGGCUUGUCGGAUCCGGAAAACGGACAUCUGUACCUUCUGUUUUCUAUGAGGAGGAUGAAGAAGAAGCGCAUAAGGAUAAGAAGAUGAAACCUUUGGUUCCUAUAGAUUACUCAGCCGAGGAACAGGAAGCCGUGGCCCACGGUGGCUCAGGGAAUACACCACCACCUCAUUUGGCUUUAGCUGCUGAAUUUGCAAAACGAAUUUCGAGUAGUAAUCCCAAGGAAGAGACAACAGAAGGCGAUAAGCAUAGGAGCAAACAUUCUCAUGAUAAGCCAAUCCACCGGGAAAGGGAACGGGAAAAGGACAGAGACAGAGCCAGGGACCGAGGCGACGGGCAUGGUGGUUCAACCAAAGACGGUAAAGAUUCUGGAAAAGCAAAGACACCUGAUACCAAGAAGCUGAUGGAUGCCAAACAAUUGAUAGAUACAAUCCCAAAGACAAAGGAAGAGUUAUUUUCUUACGAGAUAAACUGGGCUAUGUAUGACAAGCACCAAUUGCACGAAAGAAUGAGGCCAUGGAUCUCAAAGAAAAUCAUGGAGUUUCUUGGAGAAGAGGAAGCCACACUGGUAGAUUUCAUUGUGUUAAACACUCAACAGCACGUGCAAGCGGCUCAAAUGCUUGAGCUAUUGCAAUCGAUACUAGAUGAAGAAGCUGAGAUGUUUGUUCUCAAGAUGUGGAGAAUGCUCAUCUUCGAGAUCAAGCGGGUCGAAACUGGUGUCCCGGUAAAAUCCAAAGCCUGAUACUUUUUUUUUUUGUUUAAAGACUUUUUCUUCCUUUGCUGCGUCCCCAAUUUUUUCAAGGUCUUGUUGUUUUUGGAUUUAAAGAAGAAUCACCAUGUUUACAGAGACAAAUCCUCUCAUACCCCUAUAUCUCAUAACACAAUCUCAAAAGGACCCUUUUGUUCUUUUAAUUUUAUGUCAAACGAAAAAAAUCAUAAAAUUAAAAUGAAAACGUUAAUAUUUUUUAUUUGAUUUAUACAAUUUGAUAAAAAUAUUUCAAAAAUCCAAAAACGUUGUUUUCCAUAUUUUCGAAAAAAUCAUUAAAAUAUGAUUAAAAACGAUUUUAAAUUUUUUUUUUUUUGAAUUUGAAAGGUAUAUAAUUUAGAUAUUUGCCCAUGGAUUCACUAAUCCAUAGGGGGGGUUUAGGGUUUAGUUUUGAUGACCGGGAAGGAUUUGAUUUGAGAGUUUGGAUUUUGAUCAAAAAAAUAAUUAUGAAAUAGGGGCAUAAGAGACUCUAGGAGCCCAUAAGAGAUUUCGCAUUUCACAUUUGGGGCACGUGAGAAGUUGGCUCGCCUAAUUAUUCUCUUUUAUCUUUGUGCAAUAAAUAUUGGUUUUUAUGAUGUUUGUUGUAUUUCCAAUAUUAUUCACUGAGCACAUAAAUUUGGAUUAUUUUAUUUGAAAUGCUUUUUGGGUGUA